Molecule: messenger RNA, 2618 nt
Organism: Tachysurus fulvidraco (yellow catfish)
Lineage: Eukaryota; Metazoa; Chordata; Actinopteri; Siluriformes; Bagridae
Gene: elk1
Product: ETS transcription factor ELK1
Exons: 9
Coding region: 695-2287 (530 amino acids)
Biological process (GO): cell differentiation; regulation of transcription by RNA polymerase II
Cellular component (GO): nucleus
Molecular function (GO): DNA-binding transcription factor activity, RNA polymerase II-specific; sequence-specific DNA binding
Source: RefSeq, a predicted model, not a curated record
UGAACAGAGAGAGAAAGAGAGACAGAGAGAGAGGAAAGUGAAAAGUUGAGCGCGUUUUAAUACAGAACAGGAAGCAAAGGAAAGAAAAAGAUAAUAAAUAUAUAUAUAUAUUUCUAUUUAUACAUGUUUUCCUAAUAAAGAUCAGGGACGUCGGGUUAAACUUUAGGUCUCUUUAGUGGUGAGGUUUUAUGUUAUUACUGCUUUUAGUCAUGGUGGGAAACGAGAGAUGUUUGUUGUACUCGGGAUGAAAGUUAACAUUAUUUCAGCACCAACGGGUUAGUAACAGAAGAAGAAGACGGUUGCUAACCGUUUAGCUAACCAGUUUAGCUUAAACUAAUACAUUUAUUCGCUUCUUCACUUGUCGUAUUUCUAAUCCAGGUGUUUUAAUAUAGAUAUUAAAACCCUCCUCGUUUCCCCCCCACAGCGGAUUCAAACAGCAGGGGGACAUUAAACCAGCCUCCGAGUGCCUUAGCGGUGGAUAGAUAGUGGUGAUAAGCAGCUAGCUUGUAGCUAACAACAUUGCGGCGGCUAACAUGGACGAAGAGGUGCAUGUAUGUGUUAGCAUCAUGGCAGCACUCUUAUAUAAUCCUACAACCAAAUCGCGCUCGCUUUCGUCCAGGAAAGCGACUUUCGGCUCGGUUUAAACGCAGAUAUGUGAGUUUGUGUGCUGAAAUCAAACAGGAUCAACGCGAACAUGGAUUCCAACCCUCUCAUAAGUGCCAUGGACCCGUCCAUCACGCUGUGGCAGUUUCUGCUUCAUCUCCUGGAUGACCAGAAUCAGCGACACCUGAUCUCCUGGACGUCCAACGACGGCGAGUUUAAGCUGCUGGAUGCCGAGGAGGUGGCGCGGCUCUGGGGGCUGCGCAAGAACAAAACCAACAUGAACUACGACAAGCUGAGCCGCGCGCUGCGCUACUACUACGACAAGAACAUCAUAAAGAAAGUAAGCGGUCAGAAGUUCGUCUACAAGUUCGUGACCUUCCCUGACCCUAACUCUGCCGACGGCCUCAGAAGCCCCGAAGACGCCCAGCGGCUCGUCGGCGGAGAGAAAACCGAGGCGUCUGUCCAAUGUAAAGCAGCGGGGGGCGUCGGUGCCGCCGUGGCCUCCCUGUCCAAGAGCCUACACCAGUCUCAGCGCUCGUCUCCGAGCUCGGUGCAGCGCAGCUCCCGCAACGACUACAUGAAGUCUGGGCUUUACUCCACCUUCACCAUCCAGUCCUUGCAGACGCCCUGCAAGAGCUCCAGCAAAGCUGUGAAAACUGAGCUGUCUGUGGAGAACACGCCCAAACUCGGCAGCAGCGAGCGGCUGCUACAAGAGAUGCUAGUGUGUCAGACAGAAGCUCAACAGGCCGCAGCGGUCGCUCCGUCUACAGCCGACAGCACCGCGCUGCAGGUGAUCGUGACGCAACCCUCACCCUGCGCCACUCCCGCCCUCAGCCCACAGACGCCCUCUGCCUCUGCUGCUGCCCCUACGGACGGCCAGCCGCAGAAGAACCAGGCUCUCAGCGAUCCCCCUCAGAUCUACCUGACGAGCAUGCCCGACCCCGGCUCGCUGACGUCACUGAUCCAGGUAGCCGGUAGUGAAUGUGUGGUCGGUUCCCAGCAGGGUCACCCUGUGUUUGUGGUCAUAAAGCCUCAACCUGUAAUGGAAUCCAAAGAUCAACCGAGCAUCUCUCCUGGAGAGGAUCUGCUCGAAAUCGUGGACCUGGACGUCAAACCCGAAGCGGAGAUGAUCCCUGUGUCCACUCCAGUGGUUACGGAGGCUCCGGUGCCCGUCGAUGCCUCUCCACCCUCCUGCCCCGAGCCUGCGGUUCAGCCGGGGGUAGAAUCUGAGCAGAAGGAUGAAGAAUCUCAUCCACCUGUGGAGGACACGAGCUCCAGCGAAGCAACACAGCAACCAGCCUCCACUCAGGAAGCGCAGCCGCCCAAAUCCAAGAAGCCUCGAGUGCUAGAGCUUCCCUCGUCUCCUACUUCGCUCCCUCCGGGUCUCUCUCUGGAUAAAGUCAGCGCAGCGGUGAACAGUUUGCUGGCUCCGAGCAGCACCACAAACACCCUCACACCCACCGUCAUCACCUCUCACGCCUUGACUCCGGUGUUGUUGACGCCGAGUCCCCUCCCUUCCACCAUCCACUUCUGGAGCACGCUGAGUCCCAUCGCCCCACGCAGUCCUGCCAAGCUCUCCUUCCAGUUUCCCUCCAACGGCAGUAAUCAGAUCCACAUCCCGUCUCUGAGCGUGGACGGACUGUCUACUCCUGUCGUCCUGUCCCCGGGCCCUCAGAAACCGUAGAUGUCCCGUCUGCGACAGCUAACUCACAACUCAGCACAGCACAGCACAGCACAGCACAGUGCUCUGUAUGGCGAGUCCUGGUCCAUGGAUGACUCCCUCAGGCCCCUCAGGCUGGCUGUGUAUCUGGCUGAAACAGGAGCCUCUGUCUUUCAGCCACAGACUAAAAGGUGCCAUUUUAUAGACCAAGUCUAACUCAAGUUCAUUUAGUCCUCCUUUUAUUCUUACCGUUCUCUACCUUAUUUAUUUUUGUCUUCUCAACCGUGUAGAUAUUUCGGGGCAUAUUUUAGUUUCCCUAGUUUUAAAGGAGCUCACUAAAUUAUUUGGAGCAGUU